AUGUCUUCGCCCUCCGACAAUUAUGGCCCAAGUGGUCUUCGGCAAGGUCAACAAAACAAUGAACUCCAACGCGCUCUAGGACGCCUUUCGAUCGGAACCGCGAUCAAGACCCCAUUGCCAGCCUCACCUCGACCUUCUCCGCAUCGGCGCAUCUCCGAUCGAGCUCCCUCCUCACCUGGGACUGCUCAGCGACCUCCGCCGAGCCCUCUUCGCAGGGCGUCUAGCACCAUGGAUGCUUCGCGCUCCUCGUCUCCCGCGCUUGUGCGCAAAAGUUCCACCCAGAGUCUUAGAAGUGAGAAAGGACCGGCGACUCCAGUGCGCUCUUCUUCGCGACGCAGCUCGACCUACAUGCUUGCCUCAUCACCCGUUAUAGUAAACAAUCCCGGUCUAGGUCAAAUUGAAGAGAAGGAACAGAUUACAGCCACAAAUGUGGCCACAGAUUAUUUCAAGAGGGAACUUGAAAUGUUACAGACCGAUGCUGAGCAGCAAAUUACAAAGACAGAGACGGUGGUCUAUCUUCACGAUCAAUGUUAUGGCCAUCGGUUCUCGCGACCAAAGACUCCAAAGUCCACCCUCGGCCUGAUAGUGGAGAGACCAGAGCGCAUACUUGCUGGUGCUUUGGGUAUUUCUGCCGCAUAUGUCAGGCUCGGUGGAAGGCAUGAGGGAGGACGCGCAGCACCGCAUCCGAGUCGUGAAUUGGACAAGAACGUGCCCUUCAAUAUCGUUAGAACGCAAAGAUCAGUGAGCAUUACAAGCCCAGCAGUAACAAAUGUGCAUGGUACGAAGUGGAUGGAAGAACUGAAGAUGAUGUGCGACAAUGCAGGGCAGAAGUUGGCCACGACUGGGAAGGAAUUAGGUAGAAUUGAAGCGAGUGGACCACCAGCUCAAGCACCGAAAGAAAAGCUGCACGAAGGAGAUCUAUAUCUCUGCCAGGAAUCAUUGAACGCCUUCCAGGGAGCUCUUGGUGGCGUCCUAGAUGGCGUCGAUGCAGUUUUUGACGGUACCAAAACGAGACGAGGACCCUCGAGAGCCUUUGUGUGUAUCCGCCCGCCUGGUCAUCAUUGCUCUGCAGACUAUCCCUCAGGCUUCUGCUGGAUAAACAAUGUACACGUUGGCAUACAGCAUGCUGCAGCAUCCCAUGGACUAACGCAUGCUGCGAUCAUUGAUUUUGAUCUCCAUCACGGCGACGGUUCUCAAACGAUAACUUGGGCCCACAAUGCAAAGGUGGCCAAGAUGCCCAAGAAUACGGCAAACUCGAAAAAGACAGCCAUCGGCUACUUCAGCUUGCAUGAUAUCAAUUCGUAUCCUUGUGAAUAUGGUGAGAUCGAAAAGGUGCAAAAUGCUAGCUUGUGUAUCGAGAACGCUCACGGGCAGUCCAUUUGGAAUGUUCACUUGCAGCCCUGGAAGAGGGAAGAAGAAUUCUGGGAUUUAUACGAAAAUCGCUACAAGAUAUUGAUUGAUAAGACGCGGGCUUUUCUCAGAUCACAUACGGAACGGCUGAAAAGUGGUGUCAAUCAACCUGUGCCAAAGGCGGCAAUCUUCAUCUCGGCUGGCUUCGAUGCGAGUGAAUGGGAAAGUGCAGGUAUGCAGAGACACAAAGUCAGUGUUCCAACGGAGUUUUAUGCCCGUUUCACCCGAGAUAUUGUCCAGCUUGCGCAAGAGGAAGGCACCGGCGCCGGUGGUCGAGUCAUCAGUGUCCUCGAAGGCGGAUACAGCAAUCGUGCCCUGACAAGCGGAGUACUCAGCCAUAUCAGCGGCCUCUGUGAAGGAGAGGCAGUCUCCAUCAAAGAUGAAGACCACGAACAAUCCCGACUAGGCUAUGAUAUCGGUCAGCACAUGAGUGAUAUGGUCAUCGACGAAUCCAAAACGCCCGAAAACAGGAUCGUCAAGUCUCAAUAUGACGUGUCGUGGUGGAGUGAGGCCAACAUGGCUGACCUAGAGCUCCUCGUCGACCCGCCCCCAGUUAAUGCACCUCCUAAAAAGCGCACUGGAGGUCCUUCCACAUUUGCAGCUCCCACUGCAUCAUUUCAAGCGAAAGUUGUUGAUCCUGAGAAAGUUCGCCGUUCAGCUUCAGGCGCAUAUCGCAUGUCUGCAAGCCCCUCAAGAGCUCCGACCCCACCACCCCCAGAAGUCGACUGGGCUAUUGCAACUCACGAAUUGAGCAAGCUCAUAAUCCCAAGCAACCGCCAGACACGGAGCUGUAAGCCAGAGGAGUUGAAUGAGCCAAGAGUCAAGAAAGAGAAACUCAUCCCAGCCCCUAUACCUACGGUUGACACAUUAGGUAGACAGCUCAGAGGACGCAAGCCCACAAAGCCGGGUCGGUAUGCCGACCCAGAUUCUGAUGACGACGUUACUUCUACCAUAUCUGCCAUUGCAGAGGCUGAUCGACGCAAGACCGUGGGCAUACUUCCUUCCGAGACGCCCAGGGACAAGGGUAGAAGAACUUCUAGGAGACUUAGUGUGGCGUCUAGUAUUGGUUCCAUCAACGGAGACCAUUCGACUCGUGCGCCUAGCACAGCUUCGACCCGUCCGACCAGCGGUCCGCCUUCAAGAGCCCCGUCUAUUGCAGCAGUCAAUGUGAAGAAACGAACCACAGCUGCAGUGAAGCCGGAAACAGCGUCGGCUUCACGCCCGCCUGUGCCGCGUGUGGCUCCCGGGCACUCCUCAAAGGUAAAGGUUCUUACUUCGUCACUUCCUACUGCGGCAAAGUCUUCGAACAAAGAAAAUGCCGAUAUGGAGGCUCUCGCUUCUGGGCUAAAGAAGAUCACACUAAAGCUUCCAUCGACGCAAGAGGAAUACGAAGCUCGUCAGCGAGAGAAGGGAGCCGCCGCUGCCGAGAAAGAGAAGGCCAAGAGGCCUGUUGGUAGGCCACCGACUAAGAAAGUAAACUCAGUGAAGCCCAGCGCGAAGACUAUAACAACGAAGAAAAAAUCGCCAGCUCCUCCAGCUACUGGUCCGACAGUCACUGAGACUGCUGAUGCUACUGCAAGCUCCGCACCGCCU
Messenger RNA from Pseudovirgaria hyperparasitica, 3003 nucleotides. Its product is annotated as Arginase/deacetylase. Lineage: Eukaryota; Fungi; Ascomycota; Dothideomycetes; Acrospermales; Acrospermaceae. The transcript has a single exon. Gene Ontology annotation, molecular function: histone deacetylase activity. The annotation marks the transcript as partial. Gene Ontology annotation, cellular component: nucleus. The record is from RefSeq and is a predicted model, not a curated record.